AUGCCAAUAUCAGUCGCCAGGUCCAUUGUCGAGACUGAUGCCCUGCCUGAAGUCAUGCAGCUUCUGCCAGCAAGACAGCAGUCUCGUCAUGGCAGCAUAUCCCACCGCGGGCCUGGCACCGAGGACCACAAUGCCAAAAAGGCCCAAGUCAUCGCUGUGAAGAUAUCUGAAGGCGGCACAGGCAGUACGGUGAACGGCUUGGAUGGCUACAGCUGGGCUCUCAACGAUAUCAUCGCGGAUGACCGCCAGAACCUCUGUGAUCAACCUGCGCUCCAAAACCGUCUUCCCCCUCGCGUGGAAUAA
Messenger RNA from Anthostomella pinea, 303 nucleotides. NCBI's taxonomy places the organism in Eukaryota, Fungi, Ascomycota, Sordariomycetes, Xylariales, Xylariaceae. The record is from the annotation of a GenBank genome assembly.